This is a messenger RNA of Astyanax mexicanus (Mexican tetra), 6336 nucleotides long. RefSeq names its product interferon-induced very large GTPase 1-like. The record is from RefSeq and is a predicted model, not a curated record. The transcript has 5 exons. Lineage: Eukaryota; Metazoa; Chordata; Actinopteri; Characiformes; Acestrorhamphidae. Gene Ontology annotation, molecular function: GTP binding. The coding region runs from base 250 to 5766 and encodes 1838 amino acids.
UCAGUAGUCAUGCUGAGACAGGUUAGUGGGUCUGACAUUCCUAAACAAGUCAUGUGAUUUCAAGGAAGUUUGCCUUGCAACCCAGUGUGAACACAGAAACCACUUUCAUUUCCUGCAGGAGACAGAUCAAACCAGUCAGCAGCAAAAUACAGCAAGAGGAGACGAAAACCUCCCCGUAACCAGGACAAUGAAGAAACAAAGAGAAAAGCUGCACAAGCUGACAAGCACUCAGAACUGACCUAAAUCAACAUGUCCAAUAAAAUGGAUCAGAAGACCUGUGAUCUCACUGUGGUGCUGUUUGGGAACAGCUCUGCAGUUCACUUUGGAGAUGAGAACAUCCUGCUUGGGAAAGCCCCGACAGGCAAUGCUGAUUUCUCACAGACUGUUCCAGAAUCAAGGAAGAUAUCAGGACACAGAGUGAAUGUAAUCAACAUACUGGACCUGCAGGAAAAUGAACUUUACCUGGACUCAGUGGAUGAGACCAUUGACCGUUUGUUCAGUGAAAAUGAAAUCCAUUCCUUCAUCUUCGUACUGCAACUCGGGCAGUUAACAGACAGUGAUAAGAGGGGAAUAGAAUGGCUUCAGAAAUUGUUUGGUGAAGCUGUUCUACCAUUCACAAUGAUCCUCCUCACCUACGAGAGAGAGGAGGACAGUGACACCAUCGUAGAUGAACUGAAGAAAAACCCUCUUUUAGAGCAGCUGGUGGAGAAAUGUGGAGACAGAUUCUACACCUGCAGCAAGAGCAUGAACAACCAAUCGGAGAUGAAAGUGCUGCUGGAGAAGAUCGACCUCAUGGUCUCUGAGAACAGGCAGCCCUGCUACACUGCAGAGAUGUUCAGCACAGCUUCAGACUUCAGAAAAAGCCUCCGAUAUACUCAGAGUCAAGAAAGUGGCAAUAAUUCUCAUGAGCAACAGGAGAUUACCAAAACACCCCACACACAAACAGCAGAAAAAACUAAGGGGGAGGACACACAUAAGACAGAUGACACUCAACAGUCCAAUGAAGAAACAAAGAAACAUUUAGACCAACUCUUUACAAAACUUCAUCUUAAAGGACCCCAGAAAGAAAAGCUGACAUCUGGAGAUGUUCUUCAAAUAACUGCACAGCCACUAGCUUGGCAAGAAUCCUGUAAAGAGAAAGAACUGGUUCAGACUUUCUUACAAAGACUGCUGCUGAUGGACUACAGAGCGAGAAAUAUUACCAAUAAAGAAACAGCCAGUGAGGCGGAUCAUGUUCAGUCAGGUUCAGGAAACAAAUCAAAGAAGAAAUCUUUGUCAAGUUUUAUCAACAACAAACGAGUAUCUCCUACAGGAGCCACAGAAAAUUAUUCUGUUCACCCUAUGGAUGUUCAGAUGGCCGUGUUCCACUGCUCAGAUAGUUUCCUAAAGCAGCUGAUAGUGACGAAGCUUUCACAGUGUCAGUACGCUCUCCCUCUACUGGUGCCAGAUCCCUUCACAGGAGAGAUUGAGUUUCCACUGUGGACGUUCCGACAGAUCAGAAGGAGCUGGAAAACAAGUGACCCUACUGGAAACACAACCAGCAAAACUGAAUCUAUUUGUGAAGCAGAAACUCCAAUGGUAGCCUUUUUCAGGUUCGGUUCCAUCCCAUCAUCCAAGUCUAAACUGAUAAAUGAUCUGAUCAAUGAGAAACACGAUAUGUUCUUCCACAGGGACUGUUCAGGAAGCAGCAGAAAUCGUCUACUGAUGGACGGAGUGGUGGAGAUUGCUUGGUACUUUCCGUCUCGGAAAAGUACUGAUCAUUUCACUGAUUGUGUGGCAUUCUGUAAUCUACACGGUGAUGCAGAAACUCAUGAGAAACAACUGGAGAUUCUGACUGAAAUGUCCUCAGUCAAUGUGGUAGUUUUAGGUGAUCAAGAUGAUGAUAUUCUAAGUAAAGACAUGCUUCAGAAACUCUUUGAUUGCCAAAAGCCAGUAGUUUUCAUACUUUGUGAGGAUGACUCUGACUUCAGUGACAAGAUAAACCUGCAAUACAAAAUAGGACUUAAAAAUAAGAAUAAAUCAGACUUAUUAAAGGAUCUUAAACACAUUAUCAAAUAUUGCACCUCAAACUCACCCUCUACAUUCAGUCUUGAUAAGCUUGGCAAAAUUAAGGAGCUUACAAAGGAUGAGAAUUAUGAAGGUUGUCAGAAAGGUAAAGACGCUGCUAUGCAGAUAAUGACUCUCCUAGAAGGAACAGAACUCUCUGAAUUGAAGGAAUCUUCUCUCCCACAUCAGGGGAAGCUCUGGAGGGAAUGGUGCAAGAAAAAAAAGGAAUUGCACCGUCUUCAAGGACCUAACUUAGAGACGCAAAGGAGUGAAAUACGAGCUGAAAUGAAAAACCUUCGUGAAGAGCAGCAUAAACUUGGACUCUCAAAACUGAUGGACCUGUUUACUCACACACUGAAGACAUCAGACAAAAAUGAGAAAAGCUAUUUUCUGAAAUGGCUUGGGAUCCUGCUAGAUAACUUCACCACAGAUGAGCUCUCUGGUUUCCAUAGUGCACAUGAUCAAACCUGGUCAAAGGUUUUGGACCUAAAAGGACAGGCUGAUAAAUCAGAAGACAUGAAGAAUGCAAACACACAACUAUCAAAGAAAUUGAGCGCUGCAGCCUUCGGCAUUGAACACAUUUUUAGGGAGAUGGGUCAGAUAUAUGAGGCCUGUAUGGCUGUACAAGCACGGAAAAAUGACUUCUCUCUACCCAAACUUGCAGCUGAGUCCAUGUUAUCUGGGCAUCCACUAGAACUGAUGGAUGGUGAUACAGGCCAUGUUCCUCUUGACUGGGUUUCUGCAGUUCUAGAUGAACUAAUCAAUAAACUGGGAGACCAGAGAGUCUUUGUGUUGUCAGUUCUGGGAAUUCAGAGCUCAGGGAAAUCCACCAUGCUCAACGCCAUGUUCGGACUCCAGUUUGCAGUCAGUGCUGGAAGGUGCACCAGAGGAGCCUUCAUGCAGCUGGUCAAAGUGUCUGAUGAGAUGAAGGAGGAACUGAACUUGGACUACAUUUUUGUGGUUGAUACUGAGGGAUUACGAUCUCUGGAGCUUACCGGAAUAUCAACAAGACAACUAGACAAUGGACUUGCAACAUUUGUGGUAGGUCUUGGAAACAUGACUUUAAUUAAUAUUUUUGGAGAGAACCCUGCUGAGAUGCAGGACAUCCUUCAGAUUGUUGUUCAGGCCUUUAUGAGGAUGAAGAAAGUCAGUCUAAAUCCGAGAUGUAUGUUUGUUCAUCAGAAUGUUGAUGAACUCACCGCUGCAGAUAAAAACGUAGAGGGACGUAAAUGUUUCCUUGACAUGCUGGAUAAAAUGACAACUUUAGCAGCUGAAGAAGAAGACUUUAACGCGAAACAUUUCAGUGAUAUCAUUAGAUUUGAUGUGCGGAGUGAUGUGUCAUACUUUGCCCAACUUUGGGAGGGUAGCCCACCGAUGGCACCACCAAACCCUUUGUACUGCGAAAACAUUCAAGAGUUAAAGGGAAAAAUAAUCUCGACAAUUUCACUAAACCCUGGUGUGACAUUCUCACAAUUCAAACAACGUUUAAGCAGUUUAUGGAAUGCACUUCUAGAUGAAAAUUUUGUGUUCAGCUUCAGGAACACUCUCGAGAUUGCAGUGUACAGGAGACUGGAGCAUGAGUAUAGUAAAUGGACAUGGAGCCUCAGGAGUGCCAUUCUGGGUACUGAGAACAAACUGCACAACAGAGUCACUAAUGAAGAUUCCAUCAAGAUUGAUGAAGAGGACAUCGUGGAAAGCAUAAAAGAGACAAAGACAGACGUAGAGACAUCAAUUAAAAAGUUCUUUGAUGAAGACAGAGACAAAGACAUUUUGAUUCAAUGGAGAGAAAGAUUUCAGGUGAAAAUUUCAGAACUAUGUAGUGAACUUGUACAAGGAACGAAAAGAAAAUUAGAUGAGGUCAUUCGACUGAAAAAGGCAAGAAAGGAGGUAGACUCUAAAAAGAGAAUGUAUGAAAACAAGCUCUUUAAACUGAGUAAAGAGCUCGCCUUUAACUUAAAAAACAGAGAAACUGAUGAAGAUGCACUCCAGAAAGAAUUUGAAGACGUCUGGUCCACGUGGGUCAAUGAGCUGACUUCUGACACACCACAAUUUGCUGACAUUAAUAUAUGGGGUGAUGUAACACAGAUCCUUUCAGAAAGCUAUGAACAAACCUUUGUCACUGAGCGACAGCACCAGGAAAUUUACAAAAGAAUUGAUGCCUUAGGGAAUUAUUCAGACUAUGUUAUUCUUAAAAACCAGGAAGACCCUGGCCAGGAAGACCUGCAGUCCAGGAACGAAUGUGUUGAGGAGGAAGAUAAGAAUGCUUGUGCAUUUGGACAAUUUAACCAAGGUGAGAAAUGUUCCCCAGCUGAAGAGAGUUCCAGCACCACGACUGUUACAGGAGAGGAUAACAAUUCACUCAGUGUUCUCAUUAGAGACACUGCUGAGGAUAUUAAGGCACAAAUUCGGAGUAAAUCAAUUGCAGAACAUGGAUACAGUUGUAACUACAUUCCAGAAAUAAUCAGCUUUGUAAAAGACAAAGUAACAAAACAUGAAUCCAACACCUCUAAUUAUACACUCAGAAAGGAAUUCACAGUGGACCUAUGUCUCAGUGUAUGUGACUUUGCAGCAGACUACUUUGCAGAGCAGCAUAAAGAAUUUAAAGAAGCUUAUGAUGUACGACUUUACCUGGAGAGACAGAAGCCACAGUACUUCAAUAUCUUCAAGGACUACUGCAGUGGUGCAACUUCUACAGCUGUGUUUGGUCGUGUAAUUGUGGAAACACUUAAUCCAUCAAUAGUGCAAGCAGCAUAUGAUCAAACUGCCAUUGACCUGAGCGACAAAAUGAAGUGUGAUGUUCCUGCAUUUAGUGGAAACAAAUCAAAUCAGGAAAAACACAUCCUGACAUCACUAGCAGAGGAGGAAAACUUUGAGAAUUACAUUGAGUACAUUCAGAAACCCAAAGAAUAUUGUAGUCGUUUUAUUAAGAAGAAAGUCGAUGAGUAUCUUUACAAAGAAAAAGAAAAAGUUCUGGAAAUCAUGAAAAGCAACAUCAGUUCCAAAGUAAAGCGAGUGAUGGAUGCUGUGAAUGAAGCAACAGAAGAAGUAAAACGCAACAAUGGAGAUGCUAACAUGUGGCUGCAGCAUUUAUCCAGAAAGCUGCAAGAUGAGCUUCAGCUGCAAGAAAAGUCAUGUCCUGAGCAGAGUGAAGUUUUAGACUUUGAUUUUCUUCGAGAGAUUGUGAUCGCAGGACUAACUAGCUCUAGGUCAGAGAACAACAACCGCUUUCAAGACAUUUCUGACCUCAAGUGGGAAAUGUUCAGGAAGAAACCGGAAGACAUUCUGAUGGAACAGCUCUGCCGAUGUUGCUGGGCACAGUGCCCGUUCUGUAACGCCAUCUGUACCAACACACUGGAAAACCAUAGUGGAGAUCACAAUGUUCGUUUUCAUCGCAACCCUGGAAUAAACGGAUGGUCUUUCAAGUUUACAGAUAACCUCGGAAUUGAUUUCUGCACAACAUUUAUUUCAAGUAAAGUGCAUUUUUGUGCAAAUGGUAAAGUAUUAUCUUUUAAGGACUACAGAGAAGCAGGUGGAGAAUAUGCCAAAUGGAACAUCACCCCUGAUAAUUCAGAGAUGCCAUAUUGGAAAUGGUUUGUGUGCAGAUUUCAGAAGGAUCUAGAAAAUCACUACAAGAAACAGUUCACAAAAAAUGGAGAGAUUCCCAAUGGAUGGUGGGAUUACACCAAGGAACAAGCUAUUGAAAGCUUAAAAGAGUUGUAGUGUAUUUCUGAAAGGCUGAAAAUCACUGAUGCCCUGUUUUAUUCUUUUUUUUUUUUUUAGUAAAACUUAUUUUCAAUGGGACUCAAUACCCAGUCCCUAUUGAGUAUGAUGAGUAUCGUGAAUGGAUUUAAGUUGACUUAAAUAAUGAAAUGAGCUGAAUAAACUCUGAUGUUUCAUUAACAUUUCUUCUCUCAGCCAGAUAAAUAAAAUUAUUGCAUGCAUUUAAAAGAUUGUAAAGCUCUUUAAAUGUUUGAAUAACCAUAAAAAGUACUAGCAGGUGAUAAGUAUAAAUAUAGGGUGGAUGCUGUGUGAGAAGGAACAACGGUGGCCAACAGAAACAGAUGUCAAUAUUUGGCUACAUGUUUAAAGUCAUCUGCAUAUUCAAUUGCCUUUUCUCUUUUUUUCUAUACAUCUUUAAUCAUUAAAUUAAUUAAAACAAUGGUCUUUUGAUAGCUGUUUUGUAGAGGUAAUUUACAUGCAACAGGUGGGCAUGUUCUGGCUGUAUAUUUAAUACGUAAUACAAUCUUUAAGGAUGUGUAAUCAAUGUAAUAUUAUUAUAUAUAUAUUUGU